AAGCCAUUGACCUGUCAGCUCUGCAGGUGCACAAAGUCUUGACCCCCUAGGGGGCAGAAGGGACUGAGGUGUUUUGAAAUUUUCCAGAUUUGUAUUUCACUUUCAUUUCAAAGCAAAAUUCAGUUCCUCAGAGCUUUCGACUUAUUAUAUUAUACUGCUUAUUGUGUCUUACUUGGCUAGAUGUGCACUUUCACUGCCCUGCUUGCAGGUGACCAGUGUGUACAUUUAAACACAGGCUGUAUUCCUGUCUAAGACUUUAAUCCAAUCACAGGCCUGCAUGGGAGCAAAUGUGCGAGGCAGGGACGUAGGGAGGGGGGAGGCGUAGACGCUCUUGAGAGUGAAUCAGAUAGUUGGAAGGCCAGUCCCAUUCAGGGAAUUAAACCUGUUUAUAUCCUUUUAUCCAAAGACCAAAUAAAUCAUUUAAGUCAUCUCUCCUAUUUUAUUUUUUCAGAUUUCUUGACAUAAACGCGUUCUAAUAUUGACAUUUCGGAGAGGUAGAGCUCUUGAACUCGACUUCUUGUAAUGUCUUCUCAUUGUUGUUUAAAAAAGCAAACUUCUGCUAACAUCUGCUUUUAUCAGUAGCCUAAAACCUUAAUAGGUAAUUAAGAAUCAGUUUCUUUAUAUUGAUUGAACUUUGAAAUGAGAGUGGAGCGUUCAUUGAGAACAUUCAUAGUAAUGCAGUCAGUCUGGACUUAAAAAUCAUCCUGAGCAGUUCUCCCUCAAUACCAAAAUCCAUAUGUGUGAUAUUCUGCAGCACGUAUGAUGAUUUCUUUAUCCUGCAUGCACUGGAGUCCAGUUGAUGCUGGAUUUUGGUCUACCAAUAUAUCUGUGAUCAAUUUAAACUGAACUACACUUGCAUUACGUAAAAGAAAGUAGAUAGGACUGUCUUAGUGUCUUUUGACCGUAGUGUCUCCCCCACUGUCCCUCCACUGCUCCUCACAGGGACUGUACACCUGAAUGAAGAUGCUCCGCCUGGUCAAGUGUUGACCUCAUGCUUUGUAAUCUCUUUAUCUGUGCUGCUCAGCCAGCCUCUAAAGGGGACAGAGAGCUAAUCUCUAUGGGAACAUUUGGUAAGACCGUUGCAUAACAUUUCAUCUUCACAAAAGCCAGGAGAUCGACCUUACCGGUAUCUCUCACACAAUUGUGUUCUGCUGUGUACCUGCAAACCAAAGUACUCUGGUCAUACAUAAUGCAGGUACACACACGUGUGUGCAUGUGUCGUCUCUUGCAUCCUUUUGGCCUAAUUUUUGCGGACCCUGCACUGAUGUCAUUUGAAGGGAUUGGGACGUGCCUAAAUUGAAACAGGAUUAGAGUUCAUGACACCACAUUAAUCCUUCGGCCUCACAGUAAGGAGGAGUGGGUGAAGACGGGGAGAGGUGAGUGGUAAGAGGUGUGGCCAGAGAAGCCUGUCCACUUGACUUGAUGGCUCAAACACACGCGCCCCCUCCCCUCCUGUGGUCUUGGCCAUCCUCUCAUCAGUUAGAGAGGACAGAGAAGGAGGCUAUGACGGCACCACUCUGCUCUCGAGGAUAGGACUUUCUGCAUGGAUUUUUGGAUUCUGUCGCGGACCUCAUCAUGUAAGUGAAGUUAAAUCUUUUUUCUGGGUCCUACUGGGCCGAAAGAACAGCAUUUGUUUUUGUAUUGCUGCUUUCAGUGGAUUGUACAGCUGUGUUUUGAUGCAGAGCAGCAGUCUGGAAACUUGGAUAAACAACAAUCUUGUUUUCUAGACUCGUUCUAUUAUCUCCUUUUGUUAACUUUCUCCUUCUUAAUGCAGCCAUUGAAGGCUUACAAGAUUCUGGUCUCUAGUACAGUUACAGUAAUAUGUCAGCAUAAUGUUGCAUAAGACAUCUAAGAUUUUUUUUUUAUAUUUUGGUGAAGUGUUAAAAUCUAAAGGUUUCAGUGAAGCAGUAUGUGUGGUGUAGAAUAAUUAUGUGUGAUGUUAAGGGGACAUUUAAAGGGAAUAUCAGGGAAAUUAUGUUUCAUUAAGGAAACGCGACUACACCAUGAUUGUACAUUGUACUAAUGCUUGCAUCCUCAUUUUGUGAUUGGGUUAGACCCAUUCUGCAGCUACUUUUGACAAUGAAUAACGCAUCUGGUCUCACAAGUUAACCCUUUCUGGAUACUUUUUAAACCACUGUAACAUGGAUAUAUACAGCACUGCUAUGUGGUAUUUCCAGUAAAGUAAAUAUGGUGUUUUUAACAUCCUAUUAGUAACUUCAUGAAAAGAAAGUAACUAGUGUAUGUUCAAACCACGUGCUGGCAAAGACUUAAUGACAUAAUUGUGUUUUUGAAGAUGACCUUAUCUUCGGCCUGCUGCAAAAAUGCCUGGAGGCCAGUACCAGGUGACGAGCACCAGACCCCGCCACAGUAUCUACAGCCUGACGGACAGCUCUGAUGUCGGCCCCGAGGAUGAGGAGGCCGACGGCGUGCUGCACCUCACCCCCCUGCAGAAGCUCACCACCGACAUGUGCAAGGACGAGAAUACCAUCAAGGAGCUGAUCGUAGGCCGCAGGGUGGGCUUCUACAAGGUCCGCGGGGAGAUUGGCUAUGGGACCUUCUCUAGGGUCAAACUGGCUUUCCAUGCUCUGACUAAAGACAAAGUGGCCCUGAAGAUCCUGGAUAAGACCAGGUUGGACAGUCAGGCCCAGCGUCUGCUCUCCAGGGAGAUCAGCAGCAUGGAGUCGCUCCGGCACCCCAAUGUGGUCCAACUGUACGAGGUAGUGGAGACGCCGAGCCGCCUGUACCUGGUGCUGGAGUACGCAGGAGGAGGAGACCUCCACAACAGGAUCUGCACUGACGGGAAACUGUCUGACAACACCAGCAAGAUCACCUUCGCCCAGAUCCUUUCUGCCAUAAAAUAUAUGCAUAACAUCAACAUCAUUCACCGGGACCUGAAGGCGGAGAACGUUCUGUUCACCAGCACCAGCUGCGUGAAGGUGGCCGACUUUGGAUUCAGCACGCGGGUUUCAAACCGCAACGAUGCCCUUGACACGUUCUGUGGCUCGCCACCCUACGCCGCCCCAGAGCUCUUCAGGGACGAGUGCUACCUGGGGCCCCCAGUAGACGUGUGGGCCAUGGGGGUCUUGCUUUUCUUCAUGGUGACCGGCACUAUGCCGUUCCGCGCAGAGACCAUGGGCAAGCUGCGGCGCAGCAUUAUCGAAGGGGCCUUCACCAUCCCUCCCUGGGUGCCCGGCCCCUGCCAGAGGCUCAUCAAGGGCAUCUUGAAGACGGUCCCUGCCGAGCGCUAUGCCAUCGACCAGAUGCUGGGCUGCGAUUGGCUCUUACCUGUGGAGUUUCCUUGGUCAUUGGUGCCUCCCGAACCAGUGAGUCCUCUGCAUAAACUGGGACUAAGCGGGGACCUGGAGGAGGUGGAGGAGGAGGAGGAGGAGAUGGUCAGAAGCUUACUGGAGGAGCUCGGCUUUACCGCAGAGCACCUACAGAACAAUCCCACCAAAGACAGCCGCAGCCCCGUCACCGGGGUUUAUCGAAUCCUGCUGCACCGAAUCCGUAAGAGGAGGGGCUGCGACAGUCCCCCAGUGGUCCGAGGGAUGGUCAGGGACCCCAAGAGGGAGGGGCUCCGGGCCUACAAGGGCCUCAGACACACCUCCAAAUUGUGUGUGCUUUCAUGAGAGACUGGUAGAGAGGCUUCAGCACAGUUUUUAUACAGGCUUCUUUUAUACGAACACUAUUAGUAGCAGUAGUGGUUUUUUAUUUAUUUAUCUGACACUGUUUAUUGUAAAGUGACUUUUCACAGUUUGUAGCUUUUGAUACUUUUAUUUUACUCCUUCCAAUGCAACUUUUUGUGAUAGCCUAUAUGUAAAAGUGCCUGUUGAAAUUAAACAAAUGUAAAUAAAAGUUGUAAAAGCAUCCA
Dicentrarchus labrax (European seabass) is the source of this 3871-nucleotide messenger RNA. RefSeq names its product NIM1 serine/threonine protein kinase (gene nim1kb). Gene Ontology annotation, cellular component: cytoplasm. The coding region runs from base 2322 to 3629 and encodes 435 amino acids. The record is from RefSeq and is a predicted model, not a curated record. Lineage: Eukaryota; Metazoa; Chordata; Actinopteri; Moronidae. Gene Ontology annotation, molecular function: tau-protein kinase activity; ATP binding; protein serine/threonine kinase activity. The transcript has 3 exons. Gene Ontology annotation, biological process: microtubule cytoskeleton organization; intracellular signal transduction; protein phosphorylation.